Octopus bimaculoides (California two-spot octopus) is the source of this 4884-nucleotide messenger RNA. RefSeq names its product cGMP-inhibited 3',5'-cyclic phosphodiesterase 3A. Gene Ontology annotation, biological process: signal transduction. Gene Ontology annotation, molecular function: 3',5'-cyclic-nucleotide phosphodiesterase activity. Lineage: Eukaryota; Metazoa; Mollusca; Cephalopoda; Octopoda; Octopodidae. The record is from RefSeq and is a predicted model, not a curated record.
GUGUGUGUGUGUGUUUGUGUGUGUGUGUCUGUGUAAGAGAGAGUUUGUGUGCGUGUGCUACAGCGAUAGUUUUCGAAGUUAGCACUUUUAAAGCAUUGUGUAGGCUUCGUUGCCCGUCUAGCCAUCCAUAGUUUCGUGCUUCGCUUCUCCCCCUCCUCUUCUUCUUGUGCGGCGACCAUUCGGAUAUCCCAUGAUUCCCGGCAGCAGCGAGUGUUUUGGGAAACCAAGAUGGCUAUGCACCGCUCGUCUGUGUCGAGACGGGGCUCUAAAAACGAGUCCGAAAACGAUGAGGAGGAGUCAGAGAACAAUGGUUAUAUCCAGAUGCUAGUGAAGCCAAUGGAACAAAGUCAUUACGGCUUCCUUUUAAAUUGGGUCGGACUGAGUGGGUCUAAUUUAAGCGCCCAGCAGGUCCGUGUGGUCUAUGGUGUGGCUCUGGUGUUGACGGUGAUGUGUGUCUACCAGGUUUUACAAUGCGACAUCGGACAGUUAUUUUACCGAUUAUGCAUUCUCAUAGUACCCAUGUUUUGUAUUGUAAAUGCAUUUUAUUGGCUUUCACUAGUAUUUCGAAAAAGUUGGAGCAAUACUAGUCUCUAUCUGCUGUUCUCUUCGUGUUAUGUCGGAGAGAUCGCGGCCCAAGUCAUGUUGGUCCGAAAGAACACGGGGGUCAGCGGAGAGCCGGACGAUGUGUCGUCCAUGUAUAUAAUGCAACCGUCUGUGGUGUUGGCUGUACUCAUUGCAAUCAGUUUUGCUAGUUUAUUCUCUUCGUUAGAAACCUUACAAAGCGCUGCUGUCAUACUUUUGGUAAGCUUUACACGUUUUCUCGCCUGCACCUCUCUGGUUGACCUCCCCCAGGGCCUGCGGCCGUUCGUCGCUUAUUCUUGUGGAUUUUGUGGUAUCAUCGUAUCGAAAUACUUGGAAACCGUAUUUAAAACUACAAUAAGCAACAACAUGACUCAAGAUGGCAAAAUUCCUGUCAUCAAAAGACGCAGGAGUAGUUCCAGCGCUCAUGGAUUUUCUGCUCACAAAUCUAUCAGGCGAACAUCUCUACCCGCUUUGAUACAAAAACCUCAGAGUUCGACUGCCAAUUACGAAAUGACUGUGAUCGGAGAAGCUCAUGGAUUAAUCACAGAUAUGUUGGCAGAAGCUAACUUACCUCCACACAUUGUCAAUGGAUUACGGGCUGUGAGUAUCUUGCUGAAGGCCCCUGAGAACCACAACUCCAUACAUAAAACUAAAGUAAGCCCUUUGGUCUCGUUAAACGAGACCACCUCCUAUGGGUCUGAUUCUGAUGACUUACCAUAUACUGGAGAAAGGCCAACAUCAUUACCAAAACGUCUUCGAAGGAGUCUCCCUCCUAACCUUAUCAGGCGUAUGUCUACAAGUACAUGGACUACCACAACAUCAGCCACAGGAAUGCCUACCCUAGAAGCUGAGCCAUCCCGGAUUCGAAGUUCAAGUUUCCGCCAAUCAAGAGAUUGGGCCAUUCCCGGUGGAAGUCCGUCUGGAAGUCGCAGUAACAGCCCAUCACCAAGCUCUCCUGCCACCAUGGUUCUAGCUAUACCAAAAUCUCGUUCUUUCUCUGUGGCAAGUGCAGCCCCCAGCAACCUUGGACACCAGCGAAGAACUUCGAGAAAAAACAUGCUACCUCCUUCUUCUGCAUCUGUAGACUACCCAAGCAUGAGCCCUUCAAAACUUGAGGCAAGUAGCCUGGGUAGAAGUGAGACUAACAUAGAUACGGCGGAUGCAGGCAAGUUGAGUGUAACUAAAGAGUGCCAAGCUGCUCCACUGCGACGAUUAGGAAAUAUUACAUCAGACUAUGAGAGUAAUGAUUCCCCUAGCAGUAGUGACCACAGUGACAAUGUACUAACUGUAGAUGAUAUCUCUAGUUCCUCCCCGCCUAAGAAAUUUGGCUGCCGUUUGGAGUCUAGCGGUGGCAAUGUUAGUAAUAGUAGUGGUGGUGGUGGUGGUAGUGGUAAUAGUGGCAUGAACCAGCACAAAGGCACCAAAACCUUUCAAAAAACAGUUACAGAACAUUCAAAGAAGGCUGAAGAAAACGAAAGAGACGAAGAAAAGAAAGAAACUGAAUCCACAGAAUCACGUCUAGAUUUCAUUCUAAAGAAGCCCCCAGAUAUAUCAGAAAUUCCAUAUAGCGUCGAAGAUGUAGAUAAUUGUCAAGAACUUAGUAUAGACAAGUUAAAUGAAUGGGAUUAUGAAAUCUUUGAUCUUGCUGCACGGUCUGGAAAAUUUAUUCUCAGUCAGGUGACUUACAAACUUUUUAUGGAAGUGGGUCUUUUUGAAACAUUCCGCAUCCCUCUAAAAGAGUUUAUCUGCUACUUCCAUGCUUUAGAACUGGGAUACCGAAAUAAACCAUACCACAACCGCGUCCAUGCGACUGACGUCCUCCAUGGAGUUUAUUAUUUAACAACACAAGGAAUCCCAGGCUUUCAACAGUGCUCUGCAGACUUCUUCACUCGACAUGGCUCCUCCAGUGAAUCAGAAUCAGAUUCCACAGACAAAUGCGGGUAUACCCAUCGAGCAAGGAACAAUCUGGAUGAUAGCUACGGUAUAAUGGGGGCUAAUUUCCCAGCCCUGGAGCUCAUGGCUCUCUACACUGCUGCUGCUAUGCAUGAUUAUGAUCAUCCAGGCAGAACAAAUGCAUUUUUAGUGGCCACACACGCCCCACAGGCUGUCAUGUAUAACGAUCGCUCUGUUUUGGAAAACUAUCAUGCUGCUUCAGCUUGGGCGUUACUUUUGGAAGACCAUAAAUACAAUUUUCUGUGUGGCUUGGACAGUGCCGAAUUCAAGCGGUUCCGAUUCCUUGUGAUUGAAGCUAUUCUUGCAACAGAUCUAAAAAGACAUUUUGAAAUUCUAAGUUUAUUUAAUGCUAAGGUGAACCAUGAUGAUGCUCCUGGAAUUGAAUGGAACAGUGAACCAGACCGAAUGUUAGUGAUGCAGAUGGUGAUCAAGUUGGCAGACAUUAACGGACCAGCCAAGAAACGAAGUCUUCACAUAAACUGGACACGGCGCAUAUCAGAUGAAUUCUAUGAUCAAGGAGAUGAGGAAGCCAGACUGGGAAUGCCAAUAUCUCCAUAUAUGGAUCGACGGAAUGGUCAGCUUGCUAAACUUCAAGAAUCUUUCAUUAACCAUUUGGUAGCUCCCCUUUGUAAUGCCAUGGUAUCAGCUGGUUUGGUUCCUGGCAUUUGGGCUGAUUUGGAAGAUGAAGAUUUGUCUGACAGCGAAAAAGGAGACAUUUGCAAAGACACAGAAGAAGAAACUGACCAAGAUAUUGGGGGUGUGGCUUCUUCCAAGAAAACAAAAACCAGGAAAGUUAACUGCAUUCUUACAAAGAACAUGAAAGAGAAUCAUGAAAUGUGGGUUACCAAAAUAAAGGAAGAGGAAAUCCUCAACAAAAUGCGAACUGCUGAAGAGGAAGAAGAAUUGGAAGCUGACAGUUUAGACUGCACAGAAUUAAAAACUGAGAUGGAAGCCAUUAAAGAAGAGAGUGAAAGCUGCAGUACACCGCCAGUAACGUCAUCGUCGUCCUCAUCGUCAUCAUCCUCAUCGUCGUCUUCGUCUACAUCAUCUACGUUGUCAUCCAUUUCUGUCACCACCCCCCAUUCACAGUCAUCACCAUCCCCUCACACGGCUACCAGCACCACAGCUUCAUUGGCAUCGCCACCCCUGUCUCUGCAGCAAACACAACAACCAGCGCCAUCACCAACACCACCACCACACCAAUCUCCAAAGACUUAAAUUUAUGGAUGUUCAAAGAAACAACUGAAAAAAUAUAAAUAUAUAUAUUAAAAAAAAAAUGGAAAUCGACUGUCUUCAUUUCUGAAGACAAGUAAUAAUAAUAAUAAUAAUAAUAAUAAUAAUAAUAAUAAUAAUAAUAAAAAUAAUAAUAAUAAUUUUAAUUAUUAUUACAAUUAUUAUUAUUAUUACUAAUUAUUGUUAUCAUUAUUAUUAUUAUUAUUAUUGUUAAGAUGAAAUUAAGACUAGACUAUAAUAGUGUAAAGAUUGGGAAAGAGAGAGAGAGAGAGAGAAAGGAGUGAGAGAGUGUAAAAUAUUGGGUGUGUAACAGAGGAGGAUUGGGAGAGAGAGUGGAACGAGUGGAAAUGACUCGUUAGUAAAAGAAAUGAGAGGAAGGUAUAGUGAUGAUGAUGAUGAUGGUUUGUACAAAACUUUGAAACAAAAUAAAGGGGAAAAAGAUUACCAAAAAAAAAAUAGAAAAAUAUUUUUAAAAAGUGAAUCAUUGAAAUGAGAAGGGAAAUCAUGAUAAUAGUGAUGAUGAUGAUUAAAGACGUACCAAUCAUGUGAACAAUCAUAAUAACAGUGAUGAUGAUGAUGAUGGUGAUAAGAGAACACAUUAUCAAUUGUACCCAAGUGAUCAAUGAUUAAUCUGGACCUCCUUUAGUCAUUUUUGUGGUGUAUUGGUUUUUAAGUAAAAUAUCUCUUCUCGUGACUAAAACGACAUGUACGCUGUCUUCAAACGAACACAGACAACAUAUGCAUAUACAUGUAUACACACACACACACGUAUAUAUAUAUAUAUAUAUAUAUGUGUGUGUGUGUACAUACAUGUACUAAUAUCGAACAGUGAAAAUGAGUGCUCAACACCACAUUGGUGGAUAAAUAUUGCUUAUCUGUGGGUUAACAAAGCAACCAAUGGUUUCAUACAAAGAGAUCUUCACAAUUGUUCAAGUAUGCCACAUGGAAGUGUUGAUACUCAUCUUAUUUUGGAUGAGAAUCCAAAAUGGAGACGAGUGCCUACAUAUUCCCAUGUGGCAUGCUUGAACAAUUGUGAAAAAUCUCUUCACAUGAACUAGCCUUGUUCACCCACAAAUAAAGUAUGUACAUGAACACACACACACGCCCAUAUAUAAA